Lemur catta (Ring-tailed lemur) is the source of this 499-nucleotide messenger RNA. RefSeq names its product thyroid stimulating hormone subunit beta (gene TSHB). Gene Ontology annotation, biological process: G protein-coupled receptor signaling pathway. The transcript has 2 exons. The record is from RefSeq and is a predicted model, not a curated record. Gene Ontology annotation, cellular component: cytoplasm; extracellular region. Gene Ontology annotation, molecular function: hormone activity. Bases 83 to 499 code for a protein of 138 amino acids. Lineage: Eukaryota; Metazoa; Chordata; Mammalia; Primates; Lemuridae.
UUCAUGCUCUUUGCAAAUGUUCCCUCUGAAUGUCCUGAAAAGAUACAUGUAAAACGUUCUUUAAUUUUAUCUUUGAUCUAGCAUGACUGCUAUCUUCCUGAUGUCCAUGCUUUUUGGCCUUGCAUGUGGCCAAGCAAUGUCAUUUUGUAUUCCAACUGAGUAUACUAUGCACGUCGAAAGAAAAGAGUGUGCUUAUUGCUUAACCGUCAACACCACCAUCUGUGCUGGAUAUUGUAUGACACGGGAUAUCAAUGGCAAGCUAUUUCUUCCCAAAUAUGCCCUGUCCCAGGAUGUUUGUACAUACAGAGACAUCAUAUAUAGGACCGUAGAAAUACCAGGAUGCCCACACCAUGUUGCUCCUUACUUUUCCUACCCUGUUGCUAUAAGCUGUAAGUGUGGCAAGUGUAAUACUGACUAUAGUGACUGUACACAUGAGGCCAUCAAGACAAACUACUGUACCAAACCUCAGAAGUCUUAUCUGGUAGGAUUUUCUGUUUAA